UCUUCCGCUUGCUACACUGUAGUUGGUGAACAUGGUGCGAGUAUUAAGCCCAGAAUUAGCUGAAAUUGCAAGAAAUGAGUUGAGUGAGCAUCCAAAACGCUUGCAAGAUGAUUUACAACAUUUGAAAGAUUGGAUAUCGAAACAGCCGCAUUUAAAAGCAAGAACAGACGAUCAAUGGCUUGUCGGUAUACUUCGAGGGUGCAAGCACAGUUUGGAGCGAGUAAAGAAAAAGUUGGAUCUGUACUAUACUCUAAAAAUUACGGCUCCCGAUGUCACGCUUCGGAUGAAGCCUACGGAUCCUAAAUUUUUGGAUUUUUUGAGACUUGGUACAUGCGUAAUAUUGCCGAAAGCAAAGGAGCUGUACCCUCGUGUUCUUCUCAUAAGAGCGGGAAGGUACGAUCCUUCGACACAUCAUGUAAUUGAUAUAAUGUGUUUGCUCUAUUAUUUAAUUCAGAUAUUGCUCGUCGAAGAUGAUACUGCGACUGUGGUGGGCAUAAAAAUCGCUACCGAUUAUGAAGGUGUGUCUUUAAAGCAUUUUUCUCAAGCAACACCGACUACACUCAAAAAGAUGAUUGCAGUAUGCCAGGAUUCAAUGCCUUUCCGUCUAAAAGGUAGUCAUCAUGUAAAUAUACCGGCCGGUAUAGAAAAGAUUUUUACACUUAUAAGAGGCCUUCUAAAUCAGAAAGCUAGGGACAGACUAAGGAUUCACAAAAAUAAUGAAGAGCUGUUGCAACAUCUUCCAAGAGAAAUAGUGCCUGCUGAAUACGGUGGGGAUGGUGGGACGUUAAACGAAAUUAUUGAGGCUUGGGCCAAUAAAAUAAUAGAAUACAAACAAUGGUUUAAAGAAGAGGAAGGAUUCGGUACGGAUGAAUCUAAACGGCCAGGGAAGGCGCAGACUGCCUCAGAAAUGUUCGGUGUGGGAGUGGACGGAUCAUUCAGGAAGUUGGAUAUUGACUGAUGCGUGAUUUAUAAUUUAUUAGAUGUAAUAUAAAUGUGUUCUAUAAAAAUAAACUUUCCUUGGAAUUGGCUUAAACCACGUUAAAAAAAAUCUAUUGAUUAUCAAACUUUCUGUAGGUUUACGUUU
Molecule: messenger RNA, 1084 nt
Organism: Hyposmocoma kahamanoa
Lineage: Eukaryota; Metazoa; Arthropoda; Insecta; Lepidoptera; Cosmopterigidae
Product: alpha-tocopherol transfer protein-like
Exons: 8
Coding region: 32-958 (308 amino acids)
Cellular component (GO): membrane
Molecular function (GO): phosphatidylinositol bisphosphate binding
Source: RefSeq, a predicted model, not a curated record